Molecule: messenger RNA, 759 nt
Organism: Manis javanica (Malayan pangolin)
Lineage: Eukaryota; Metazoa; Chordata; Mammalia; Pholidota; Manidae
Source: RefSeq, a predicted model, not a curated record
AUGCUCCCCCAUCGUCCUCAGGUCAAGAAAGAGUCUCUGGACAAUGGACAGAUGGCAUUUGCUUUGGCACGACUUGAGGCCUUGGAGAGUUGCCUGAAGGAAGCAGAAGAAAAGAUUAAAUCCUUAUCCGAACAGCUUGCAGCCUCUGAAGGAGAAAAAUCAAAACUGCUUGAACGAGUUUUCUGGCUGGAGGAAAAACUAGAGGCUCUGAACCAGAAAGAAGACAAGAGAGAACUAGAUAAAAAAGUGGUUCUUGGAAAAGACCAGUGCAUCGAGAAAUUACAAGCUGAAGUGAAAGCUUCCCAGGAGCAGCAUCUAAGAGAAAUGCUUGAGCAUCAGCUGAAACUGAGAAAGCUACAAACUGAUUCAGCAAUAGCUGAGCAAGAGGCUGCCAUCACAGUUCUGGAACUCAAGGACAGGACCAAGACUCUAAGUGAAGGGAAGCCCGCCCCUAGAGAAGACAACUCACUGGAAGUGUCCUGCGGCCAUCUCCUGCCUGUGGAAGGAGUUGAUCGAAAAAUUAACCUGAUUAUGGACUUGUCGACCCAGCUUUCCCUUCAGUGUGAGAAGAUCACCCAGAUGGAAGAAGUUUUAGAGGAAAACGAAAGGAAGAUUCAGCAGCUGGAAGCCGAGCGGGGGGCCUUUCCUUUGCAAGAGGUCAAGGACCAUCCAGAAUGUUUACAAGAAGCCCCAGUUUUCUUUAAUAAUAGCAUCAUUUCUGUGGUCUCUGAUGAGGUUAUAUGUAAAGAUUCCCAGUAA